UUUCUUGUUUUGGUUUCUGGAGGUUAUGUCGUAAUGUCGUGUAAGUUUUCCCUUCCCAUGUUUGCCUUUGCACAAACCCCCGAAGACCUUGAUUCAUUAUCCUUUUACGCAGUGUUAUGUUAUGUUAUCCCCAAAACCAUAGUUUUGUAAAGUCACUUAAUGCCCGUCAUCACUUGAAGUGUUUGGAAUGAAGGUUUGAUUAACUGUAACAAGUCUUAUCAUCUUGUCAACUUUUUCCGACACCCAAAAUGAAUCGAUCAGUGUUUCAAAUAUGCCUCAGUGCGAUUCAUGGACCAACAAGUAUCCCAUCCAGAAGUGUGAUGAAGCAGAUGUCUAAGUUCUCUAUCGCUCAUGUAUCGAAUCGCUCUUACUUUGUGAAUUUCAUUCUGGGUGAUCGUCAGUUUAAUAUGCCUGUGCAUGUGGAAAAGAAACAAGAAGAAGGUCUUUCCCUCCAGUCUUUCAGUCUGUUUCAAUCAUUCAAAACAAGGAAUGAAAGGCGAUUAAAAAUUUGCGAGUUAUUACAAUGUAGCUCAGCAGAUGCGAACAGCAUUAUGCAAAUAGCUAUCAAUCAGAGGCUAUUUGAUGAUCCUGAAACGAGUGCGACGUUCUUUGAUAAAUUGAAAAUCCUUCAUCAAAUAGGAUUAGACGCUAAACUAGUUGCACAACACCAGUGGCUCUUUGAUUUUUCUAUAGGUGAGCUAGAAAAAAAAAUUGAGGUAUUUCGCCAAAAGGAAGGAGUCUUAAAAAUAGAUGAAUUAAAUCUCUUAAAGUUGCGAAAGGCUGAGUUACUAGAUCUGUUAGAUCUGUUGGAAGAGGAUAGAGAAAGCCUAAUGGAGACCAGAAUCGAUUUUUUCUCGCGAGAAUUUGGUCUCUCAAUUCCUGAAGUUUGUUCGUUAUUAGUGGAACGCUCGUUUUUAAGAAGAAAAAGUUUGCAGCAAAUAAUGUCAAUAUACCAAGUGCUCAAAGAUGCUGGUGUAUCUAAAAGUGAAAUUAGAAAUGAUUUUUGGAUUUUCAAACAUAAGGAGCAAACAAUAGAGGAGAGAAUCCAAUUAGCAAAGCGUCUUCAGUUUGAUCAGUUUAAAUGCUGGAUGAGCCGAUGCAACCUAAGAGCCCUCAAAAGGUCAGCUGAAAUAUUGACCACCAACAAGAAAAUUUUGGAUAAAUAUAAGACAAGAGAAGCUCUUUUGAUGGAGAAAUUGCAUAUUGAUGAAGCAGAGGUCGGAAGAAUUUGUGAUACGUAUCCCCAACUGUCGAAAAUCAGGGAGUCGAAAAUUCUCCACAUGAUAGAUUUUCUCAUGUCAGAAGGUAUCACCGAAGAUCAAAUAAGAGCACAUCCAAAGAUCCUUUGUCACAGUCCAAGAACGCUAAAAAAGCGGAUAAAUGAGUUGGUAAAACUUGGUGCUCAUGUGCCGAAUGUAUAUGUGUUCUGUUUGAAUCAACGUCUUUAUGAUAGGUACAUUGAAAAGUUUUUAGGCGGUAGUGCAUCUUCCUCAGUGAAUGAAGGACCGGUGAAAUCGAGUUCAAAACUCUGAUGAAUACAUUUUCCACAGCAAACUCGUUGAUUACAUGAUUGCUUUUCACAUUCAGCAUGUUCUUGCAACAAGUUUGUUAAAUUGACUCACACAUGGAUUACAAAAGCCAAAAGCAAAAAA
Molecule: messenger RNA, 1652 nt
Organism: Bemisia tabaci
Lineage: Eukaryota; Metazoa; Arthropoda; Insecta; Hemiptera; Aleyrodidae
Product: mitochondrial transcription termination factor
Biological process (GO): termination of mitochondrial transcription; regulation of DNA-templated transcription
Cellular component (GO): mitochondrial matrix
Molecular function (GO): double-stranded DNA binding
Source: RefSeq, a predicted model, not a curated record